Molecule: messenger RNA, 1113 nt
Organism: Tetranychus urticae (two-spotted spider mite)
Lineage: Eukaryota; Metazoa; Arthropoda; Arachnida; Trombidiformes; Tetranychidae
Product: transmembrane protein 186
Cellular component (GO): mitochondrion
Source: RefSeq, a predicted model, not a curated record
AAUAGUAAUGACAAGUUAAUUAACUUUUAUGGUCAACCAAUAAACUAUGAAGAGGUGUAUGGACAUUACAUUUAUCCCUAACAAAGUGAAUCAGGCUUAAAUCAGGCCCAGUUUUAACAAAGUUUGUAGUUUUUUUUUGAAUUCCAAGUAUUACUGAUAUUAUCUGAAAAAAAAUCAAAUCUUCUAUCUGAUAUUUUUGAUAGCAUGUGAAAAUCGCGAUAGAAAAGUAAAUAAAGAUGUUUCUUCUACUUCGUGCAAUUAAUUACUGCCGACCACGAGUUUCUAAAUCGACCAUCCAAGUUCUAUGCUCUCGCUGCAAUUCAAACUCAGCUGCAAGAUGGUUGAUUACCAAAGGAAGGCAACAAAAGCUUGAUCGAAUGAAGUCUGAAAUCAAUAAAUCAUGGGAGCCAGUUUAUCGAAAUCCAUUUAUAAUUCCAAUCACUCUUGUCGUUAGAUGUAAAAUUUAUCAUACAAUAUUCACCUGUUUAGUGUUCGCCACUUCGAUUUACUAUUACCUAGAAGGUUCCGUUCAAGCAACCCAAGUUGCAUAUAUGGGCAUUGCUCUAUCGAUUGUUUUACUAAUACUCUUUGGAUAUAGUAUCUUGUAUCAGAGAGUUAUCGGCAUUGCCUAUCUUUCUAAAGACUCGAAGCUUGUUCGAUUAGCUCAUCUUGAUUUCUGGGGAAAGCGAAUCCACUCUGAUAUUUCUAUUAAUAACAUCGUUCCCCUCUCUGAUGUCAAUCUCAAGCUAAAUACUUUUCAUCUAAAAGUAGCUCGUUAUGAUUCAAGGCAAGUUUAUUAUAUGAAUUUAGGUCCAAAAGCUGUUUUGAAUCCAGAAAAUUUUACAUUGAUUUUUGGUUAUCAACCCCACUCAGGUUAUAAUGAUGUAGACCAUAUAAGCAAGAAUAUCAAAGAACAAGAAAAAGAUGCAGCGAAUGAAUCUGAAUAUCAGGUAGAGUCAAAUAAAAAGACUUCCGAAACAUGAUUUUAUGUAUAUAGAAAGCAAUGACUUAACGAAAACAUGUAUAGUAUGAAUAAAUGACAAAACUGAAUGUUCUGAACCCUUGAAUAUAAAAAUUAACCAAAUAAAACUUUAAUAAAUCAAAAAAAAAAAA